Molecule: messenger RNA, 5847 nt
Organism: Nerophis lumbriciformis (worm pipefish)
Lineage: Eukaryota; Metazoa; Chordata; Actinopteri; Syngnathiformes; Syngnathidae
Source: RefSeq, a predicted model, not a curated record
AUGUCAGGCAGCGACGAUGACAGGGACGACUUCGGGGCCGCCGAAGAGCACUCGUUACUCCACGACGAGGCCGAGGACGUCAUGUCCGAGGUGGACGAGGUGCCCAAGUCCAAGAAGAAAAAGAAGGCCAAGAAGAGCAACCGGGAGAGCAAAAGCAACAAGAGGCAGAGGGUCGUUAGAGAGGAGUUACCCCUCAGUUCCCCCGAGCACCUAAUCGGAGCAGAGUCAGCGGAGAGGGACCUAGAUGAGGGAGGCCUACGCUCGGAAAGCGACGGAAGCGAUUAUGCUCCGGGUAGGAAAAAGAAAAAACGCUCCAGUUCUACCAAAGAAAAGAAAAAAGGUAGCUCUGCUGCAGAAAAAGGCAGCUCCAAGAGCAAGCGCAAAGAUCCUGAACCAGAUGACGACGACGAUGAUGACGACGACGAUGACUGCCAGCCGAAAAGCUCCUCCCAGAUGCUGGAAGCAUGGGGCAUGAAAGAUAUCGACCACGUCUUUACUCAGGAAGACUACAACUCACUCACUAACUACAAGGCCUUCAGUCAAUUUGUCAGGCCCCUGAUUGCAGCCAAGAACCCCAAAAUUGCUGUGUCUAAGAUGAUGACUUUAAUGAUGGCCAAGUGGAGAGAGUUCAGCACAAACAACCCUCAUAAGGGCUCUGCGACUGCCAAUGCAGCCCUUGCAGCCGCCAACGUGGCUGCAGCUGUGGAGAACAUGGUGGUGGCCGGAACUGACGGAGGUACCAAUGGAGGUACCGUUCCUGCCAGUACUCAGCCUCCAGCUGCUACGCCGGCACCUCCGCCGCCACCUCUCCGGAAGGCUAAGACCAAAGAGGGCAAAGGCCCUAAUGCACGUAAAAAGUCCAAGCCUAAAGUUCCACCAAAACCCAAACCCAAGAAGGUGGCUCCACUCAAGAUCAAACUCGGAGGACUGAAUAGCAAGAGGAAGCGCUCUUCCAGCGACGAGGAAGAACAAGACGUGGACAGCGACUUUGACGAGAGCAACUUCUCCGUGUCCGAGGGCUCCAACCGCAGCAGCCGCAACAAGAAAAAGUCCAAGAGUGCGAAGAAAAAGAAGAAAGUGGAGACAGAGGAUGGGGACGGCUACGAAACGGACCACCAGGACUACUGCGAAGUGUGCCAGCAAGGAGGAGAGAUCAUUUUGUGCGACACUUGUCCUAGAGCUUACCACAUGGUCUGUUUGGACCCUGACAUGGAGAAGGCACCUGAGGGCAAGUGGAGCUGUCCACAUUGUGAGAAGGAAGGCAUCCAGUGGGAAGCCAAGGAAGACCUCUCAGACGCAGAAGUGGAUGACGAGGACGACCGUCAGGACGACGGCGCCGAUGAAGAGGACGACCACCACAUCGAGUAUUGCAGAGUGUGCAAAGAUGGAGGGGAGCUUCUUUGCUGCGACACUUGCCCCUCAUCCUACCACAUCCACUGUCUCAACCCGCCUCUCCCGGAAAUUCCCAACGGCGAGUGGAUCUGCCCACGUUGCAAGUGUCCUCCAAUGAAGGGCAAAGUCCAGAAGGUUUUAACAUGGCGUUGGGGAGAGCUGCCAGCCCCCACGCCUGUCCCCAGGCCUGCUGACUUGCCUGCUGAUGCUCCUGAUCCUCCACCCUUGGUUGGCCGAAGAGAGAGGGAGUUCUUUGUAAAAUGGUGCAAUAUGUCCUAUUGGCACUGCUCCUGGGUGCUGGAACUACAGUUGGAGUUGAACUGCCAGGUGAUGUUCCGCAACUAUCAGAGGAAGACCGACAUGGACGAGCCGCCGCCCGUGGACUUUGGUGGUGAGGGUGACGACGACAAAAGCACCAAAAGGAAGAACAAGGAUCCACUUUUUGUGCACAUGGAGGCUGAGUUUUAUCGCUACGGAGUUAAGAUGGAGUGGCUGAUGAUACACCGCAUCCUCAACCACAGUGUUGACAGAAAGGGGAACGUUCACUACCUGAUCAAGUGGCGAGAUCUGGCCUAUGACCAAUCGACAUGGGAGAGCGAAGACAUGGACAUUCCAGAGUUUGACCUUUACAAGCAGACCUACUGGAAUCACAGAGAGUUGAUGAUCGGUGAUGAGGGCAGACCUGGUAAGAAGUUGAAAAAACCUGUCAAAGUUAAAAAGGCGGAGCGUCCACCUGCUAAUCCAGUGGUGGAUCCUACUAUCAAGUUUGACCGCCAGCCUGACUACCUGGACAGCACUGGUGGGACCCUUCACCCUUACCAGUUGGAAGGCUUGAACUGGCUCAGAUUUUCUUGGGCUCAGGCCACAGACACCAUUCUUGCUGAUGAAAUGGGCUUAGGCAAGACUGUUCAGACUGCAGUCUUCCUCUACUCACUGUACAAGGAGGGCCACUCCAAAGGUCCCUUCCUGGUUAGUGCGCCUCUGUCCACCAUCAUCAACUGGGAGCGAGAGUUUGAGAUGUGGGCCCCAGACAUGUACGUGGUCACGUAUGUCGGCGACAAGGACAGCAGAGCUGUAAUCCGAGAAAACGAGUUUUCCUUCGAAGGGAACGCCAUCCGAGGUGGAAAAAAGGCAUCUAAAAUGAAGAAAGACUCAACGGUCAAGUUCCAUGUCCUGCUGACUUCUUAUGAGCUCAUUACCAUUGACCAGGCUGUGUUGGGCUCUAUUGAAUGGGCUUGUCUGGUUGUGGAUGAGGCUCACAGACUGAAGAACAACCAGUCCAAGUUCUUCCGAGUGUUGAACAACUACCCACUGCAACACAAGCUGCUUCUAACCGGCACGCCUCUUCAGAACAACCUGGAGGAGCUCUUCCACUUGCUUAACUUUCUGACUCCAGAGAGAUUCAACAACUUGGAAGGGUUCUUGGAGGAGUUUGCCGACAUAGCCAAAGAGGACCAGAUCAAGAAACUCCAUGACAUGUUGGGACCGCACAUGCUCAGGAGACUGAAGGCGGAUGUUUUUAAACACAUGCCAUCCAAAACUGAACUCAUUGUUAGAGUGGAGCUUAGUCCCAUGCAGAAGAAAUAUUACAAAUUCAUUUUAACACGCAAUUUUGAGGCCUUGAACACUCGCGGAGGCGGAAACCAAGUGUCUCUCCUCAACGUUGUGAUGGAUCUCAAAAAGUGCUGCAAUCAUCCAUACCUCUUUCCUGCUGCUGCGACAGAGGCUCCAAAACUUCCAAACGGCAUGUAUGAGGGCUUGGCUUUGACCAAAGCAUCGGGCAAGCUAAUGCUCCUGCACAAAAUGAUGAAGAAGCUGAAGGAAGGAGGUCACAGAGUGCUGGUUUUCUCCCAAAUGACCAAAAUGCUUGACCUGCUUGAGGAUUUUCUGGAAAACGAGGGCUACAAAUACGAGAGGAUUGAUGGCGGAGUCACAGGAAACAUGCGACAGGAGGCCAUUGACCGCUUUAAUGCUCCUGGGGCUCCCCAGUUUGCUUUCCUCCUCUCCACACGGGCAGGUGGUUUGGGCAUCAAUCUUGCAUCUGCAGACACGGUUAUCAUCUAUGACUCUGACUGGAAUCCUCACAAUGACAUCCAGGCGUUCAGCAGAGCUCAUCGUAUUGGCCAGAACAGGAAGGUCAUGAUCUAUCGCUUUGUGACCAAAGCUUCUGUAGAGGAGAGAAUCACACAGGUUGCCAAGAAAAAGAUGAUGCUAACCCAUUUAGUUGUGCGACCUGGUCUCGGUUCCAAGACUGGUUCCAUGUCUAAACAGGAGCUCGAUGAUAUCCUCAAAUUUGGAACAGAGGAGUUGUUUAAGGAUGAAGUUGGAGAAGGUGACAACAAGGAAGACGACAGCAGCGUGAUCCACUAUGACGACCAAGCCAUUGACCGUUUGCUGGACCGGAACCAGGACGCCACAGACGACACAGAGAUUCAGAGCAUGAACGAAUACCUCAGCUCCUUCAAAGUCGCUCAGUACGUCGUCAAAGACGAGGACGAUGAGGAGGAGGAAGUGGAGCGUGAAGUGAUCAAACAGGAAGAAAGCGUGGACCCUGAUUACUGGGAGAAGCUGCUUCGUCAUCAUUACGAGCAGCAGCAAGAGGAUCUGGCCCGUAAUCUAGGCAAAGGCAAAAGAACUCGAAAGCCGGUUAACUACAAUGACGGUUCCCAGGAGGACCGAGGUAUAAGACAGGACUGGCAAGAGGACCAAUCCGACAACCAGUCUGAUUACUCGGUGGCGUCGGAGGAGGGCGACGAGGACUUUGAUGAGCGUUCUGAAGCCAACGCCCGCAGACCGAGCCGCAAAGGGUUGAGGAACGACAGGGACAAGCCUCUACCUCCGCUACUAGCUCGUGUUGGCGGGAACAUCGAGGUGUUGGGCUUCAACGCGCGGCAGAGGAAGGCUUUCCUGAAUGCGGUGAUGCGUUACGGAAUGCCUCCCCAGGAUGCGUUCACCAACCAGUGGCUUGUCAGAGACCUUCGGGGGAAGUCGGAGAAGGAAUUCAAGGCUUAUGUGUCUCUCUUCAUGAGACACUUGUGCGAGCCAGGAGCUGACGGAGCAGAGACAUUUGCCGAUGGCGUCCCACGAGAGGGUCUGUCCAGGCAACACGUGCUCACUCGCAUUGGUGUCAUGUCACUCAUCAGGAAAAAGGUACAGGAAUUUGAGCAUGUGAAUGGUCAGUGGUCCAUGCCUUGGAUGGCAGAACUGGAGGAAAACAAAAGGGCAGCAGCUUUGGCUGCGGGUGAAGAUCCCAAGACCCCUUCGAGCGGGACGCCCGCAGAUACACAACCCAAUACGCCUGUGCCAGAGGAUCUUUCAAGAUCAGAAGACAAAGACGACAUUAAAAAGGAUGCAGAGGACACCAAACCAGCCCAGAAGACUGACGAUACUGAAGUUAUUGAAAUCCGAGAUGAGUCCGACAAGUCGCCGCCCUCUGAAAACAAAGAAGAUGAUUCCACUGGGAAGGAGGAUGAAGAGAAGGAGACGCGAGGUGGAGACGAAGGGAAUGAACCUGAUGAUCUUAGCAAGGACCGAAAGGAAAAGGGCGACAAGGGCGUAGCUGUUGAGGUCAAAGGUGAAGGGACAGAGGGCAAAGUGGAUGGCGAAGACCGGUCAAAAGCUGAGGAGGCCAAAGAUGAGAAGACUGACACAGACAAAGAGGAAAAAGACAGCGUGAAAUCAGAGGAAUCGACCAGACUUCAAAAUGGGGAAAACGCCAGAGAAAGUGCUCUGUCCAUGUUGAAUGUGAAUGAAGAGAAGAGAAAAGCCAGCAAACAGAGGUUCAUGUUCAACAUAGCGGAUGGAGGGUUCACAGAGCUUCACUCCCUGUGGCAGAAUGAAGAGAGGGCAGCCACGGUCACUAAGAAAACCUUUGAAAUUUGGCACCGUCGCCAUGAUUACUGGCUCCUAGCUGGCAUCAUACACCACGGCUACGCUCGGUGGCAGGAUGUACAGAACGACGUCAGAUUCGCCAUCCUCAACGAGCCAUUCAAAGGGGAGAUGAGCAGAGGGAACUUCCUGGAGAUCAAGAACAAGUUCCUUGCACGCAGGUUUAAGUUACUAGAGCAGGCGUUAGUAAUCGAGGAGCAACUACGCCGGGCGGCCUACCUCAACAUGACAGAGGAUCCAGCUCAUCCCUCCAUGGCGCUCAACACGCGGUUCAGUGAGGUGGAGUGUCUGGCCGAGUCCCACCAGCAUCUCAGCAAAGAGUCCAUGUCGGGAAAUAAGCCGGCCAAUGCCGUGCUGCAUAAAGUUCUCAAACAACUAGAGGAACUUCUGAGCGACAUGAAGGCAGAUGUUACGCGCCUCCCAGCGACCAUCGCUAGGAUCCCACCAGUGGCCGUGCGACUUCAAAUGUCGGAGAGGAACAUCCUAAGCAGGCUGGCAAGUCGCGGACCUGAGGUCAGCGCUCAAAAUCAGUCACAAAGCGUGCAGCAAAUGCAGGUUUCACGCUGA